AUGAUAAAAAGGAUUAACAGAAUGUCCAAAAAAACUGUUAUUAAUUGUUUUGAUGAAAAAUGUCAAACACAUUUAUAAAUCAUCAUUAAUGUUGUUAAAAUAUAAAAGAAAAAGAUAGCAGAAUAGAAGCAGCAAUUAACCUAAUUACUUGAAGAAGUUAAAUAGUUUAGAAAUAAUUAUGUUCUAUUUCAAGAUUAUAACAAAGAGAUUUAAACGAAAAUAAAAUAAAUUUUUCUUAAUUGUCUCGAAGAACAUAUUAAUAAAUUUGAAUAAUCGCUUUCGAAAACGGUUAACUUAUAAUAGAUGUAAAAUGAAUCAUUUAAAGAAUAUUUUGAUAGAAUAUACAUCAGUAUAUUAUCAAUUCAAAAUGAAAAAAAAAUGGCAGCAAUAUAACAGAAUAAAGAAAUCUUUGUGAUUUUCUCAAUAAUUUAAUAAUUGAGAUACAAGUAAAAUUCAGAAAGUCUAAGUGUUUACCCUCAGAAAAUGAAAUUGAUUAAGAAUAUCUGAUUUAAUAAUUAAAACAAUAUACCUAUAAGAAAAAGAGGAAGAAGGAGAUGAUGAAGAUGAUUUAGAAUCAAAUUAAAAAUUAGGAUUAUUUGAUGUGUUGAAGCAAAAGUAUAAGGAUUUUAAAAAUAAUGACGAGUGGAAAAAUGGUCUAAUUUUCACAAUUAUUUAUAUUUCAUCUAAUUGCUUCACCGAUACAAUUAUUUCAUUUUGUUAGAAAGCUCUAAUUUAAUUAUGGAUUUUAGAAAAAGAUUAAAGAGUUAGAAAUUUAUUAAAAAAUUAAACCCUAGUAAGUUUGUAAAUGUAGAUCUUGGAGAAAGAUUGGUAGACUUAACAUGAUAGAAUUGCAGAUGAUAUGUAAUAAAUGCUGAAGAGAAUAGAUGAAUUAUAAGAAUAGCUCAAAUUGAUAACUGAUUUUGUAAAUCAUAUCAGAAAAGGUUUGUUAAGAGUUGAGGGAAAAAUAAAUUAAAUGAAAGAGUAACUCAACAAAAUGGGGAAUGAUAUUAAAUUUUUGAGAGAAAAAUCGGUAAUAUAACUACUUGAAAUUAGAAUAUGGAAGGUAUUGAAGGAAGCAGCAGAAAAAAUGUUAAGUCCAUCUAUGUACCAUUAAAAACUCAAGAGAAGGAUAAAAAUGAAGUCAGUAGAUUGAUGAAUUUUGAUUAAUUUUAUGAUAAAGCUGGAGAAGUGAAUGAACAGUAUUAUUAAUUCAUAGAUUAGCUGGAUCUGGCAAAAGUACUACAGCCAAAAAAAAUUGAAGAGUUUAUUUUGGAAAUUACAUGAUAGUAAUAAAAAAAUUGGGAAUUAUGUAUUAAUGCCUGUUUAUAUUUCAUUACGCUCUUUAAAAAACCCUGUUUUUUAAGCAGUAGAGGAAUCGCUUAAAUAAGAUGAUUAUGGGUUUGAUGAUCUCUAAUUGAAAGAAUGUAAAGAAAUGUUGUAAAAGAAAGAAUUCCGAUUCAUAUUUAUCAUGGACAGUUAUGAUGAAAUGAAGUUAGAGAAUAUUUAGAAAAAUUUAUAUAUUAAUAAUAAGCUCAAAUAAAAUUGGUCAGACCCUCUUGUUAUUUUUACCACCAGAAGUGACAUUUUUACUAGCAACAAUUAUGCCGACUGGUUUGCUUCUGAAGAUAAAUAGAAAUUUAAAGAAAUCUAGCUUCUUCGUUUUGAAGAGAGUUAAAAAUAAGAAUAUCUUAAGAAAUUUACUAUUUAAAGUAUUAAAAUGUUAAUUUUUGAUAUACAUGAAUGGUAAAUGUAAACUUAAAACCAAAAAGCUCUGGAUUUUAAAAGAUUUGAACAGAGUUGGGAAAAGGUAUAGUCAUCAUUAUUGAAAUUCGAUGAAGCUAGGUGGAAAUCUAAGACUCUUUUGAAUGAAAUAUAAAUAAUCAGUAUUUUAUAAUGUUUGUUUGAAAGAUGAUAAGUUAAUUGCAAUGAAGCUAUAAGAAUCUUGAGCAUAAAUUUACAAAAAAUUAUGGAGUUUUAAAAAGUAUGAAGAUAUGAUGACCUUGGUAAUUCUAAAUAAAUUAGUGGAAACUCCAUAUAUGAAGGAAAUUAUAGUGUAAGUGUUGCCCAACACGAUUCUUAAAGCAACUGAGAUUAUUAACAUUAAAUAAACCUUUUUGGAGAAUUUUUCAAAGAUUUUGAUAAAAUUCUUCAUAAGUAAAUACAGAAUUCAGAUGUAUAAAUCGCAACCCAAAAGGCAUCUGUAGGAGUCAAUAAAUGAAGUUAAUAAAAAAUCUGAAGCAGAAAUUUAAGUUGAUUAUGAUGACUUCUAGGAAGUUACUCAUAACGAUUUAUACAACUUGGAAAUUAUUGAUUACCAUUAAAUUGCUUUUGAAGUUUGGAAUAUUUUGGAAGAAAAUUUGAUACCUUAAUAAUUGUAAAUUUCUUAAGAAUCUGAAGGACAUAAAUAACUUUAAAUAUUUUUUGAAACUAAUCUUUUGUUACCAAAUUAGAUAUUAAAUAAUAUAAAAAUUUAAUAGGAAGAAAUAAUCUAAUUUGUUAAUGAUGCAUUAAAAGAAUACAAUCUUACAAUUUAUGACUUUUAUUGUGAGUUUAUCAAUUAUUACCACUUGAAAUAAAUCGAAAAACAGAGAAACUUAGGAGAAUCUAUAGAUACUGAUCGUUUUAUGCAUGAUCUUUUAGAAUACUCAAUUAGAUUUACAAAAACAAUGUGUAAGAAUCAACUGACAUAAGUUUAAUAUAAGUAGCAAGGAUUUUUAUAUUAAAAUGCUAGAACAAAAGAACAAUCGCUAAAUGAAUUUUUUAAUUAUGAUGAUUAAAACGGAGCUUAGAAAAAAGAUAUUAGAAGUUAUUCACUUGUCUAAUAAAAAGGUGCCAAUUUUUAAUUUACCCAUAAAUCAAUAUAAGAGUUCUUGAUUGCAGCUGAUUUAUAUGAGGUUUUUGUUCAACCAAAACGUUUUGAUACAUAAAUAUUGAAUAUUAUAAUAGAAAUAUUGUCAUAAGAAAAUAAUCAAGAUUAGGAUUGCUUACAGUUUCUGGAAAAUAUAGAUGUAAAAUAUUCUAAGACUUUUAAUUAAUAAGAAAAUAUAUCACUUUUUUAAAAAUAAAAAAAAUUUGAUACUUUUAAAAAGACUAUUAAUUCAAUUACUCAUAUGAUCAUAGCCAUAAAAGAACAUGAUAUUAAUUCUGUUAAUUUUUCGUCUUAAAUCUAUGCUGAAACAAGAUAAUAUCUCAUUUAAAAAAUAUCGCACGAUGACAGGAUGAUAGAAUUUUCGAAAUUCUUAGUGAAUCUUAUGAAAAUCUAUAAACAUUUUAUUAUAAGUGGAUCUAAUGCACUUAAUAUAUUGGUUGAAAUGAAAGUUGAUCUAACAAAAUAUAAUUUUUAAAAUAUAUAAAUUUAAAAUACUUCAUUAUUUGGAGGUAAUUUUGCAAAAUGCAAUUUAUCUAAAUCUAAAUUUAAGAAUGUGAAUAUCAAUGGAAUUAACUGA
Molecule: messenger RNA, 3446 nt
Organism: Paramecium pentaurelia
Lineage: Eukaryota; Ciliophora; Oligohymenophorea; Peniculida; Parameciidae
Source: the annotation of a GenBank genome assembly